GUGACAGAAGAUAUGUUACUCGUUUGGUCAUCGAAACGAAAAUUUAGCAAUCUUCUGCCGUCUGCUAACAUUCCCGAUUUCAAAAUAACGUCUAUUUCUGCUCAUGAUUGUACAACUAAACUCCAGAUGGGCAACUUUCCCUGUUUGUAUGCGGCCCUAGAGAUGAAGAGACAGAUUGGAUUCUACCUUACGCAAACAUAUAUCCCAACAGUACUGAUUGUAGUCUUGUCAUGGGUUUCCUUCUGGAUUGAUCUUCACGCAAUCCCGGCUAGAAUCUCUGUGGGUCUUCUAACAGUUCUGACCAUAACUACACAAAGUUCCGGUGUGCGUUCGGAACUACCCCGAGUUCCAUACACCAAAUCUAUUGAUGUCUGGAUGUCCGCGUGUUUAGUAUUUGUCUUUGCUGCGUAUGUGGAAUACGCCUUUGUGACCGUAUUAUCCAGACGUUACAAGAAAUUUUCCAACAGUAGCGGUAACAGUAAUAGCAACAGUAGUGCCACGAAUACUUCAAGCAGAGAGUCUUUGAAUACAUCAUCACUUUACCAUAUUUACGAAGAACAAGUAACAGGAAUCAUGCAUAAAGAUAGAGAAGGCAAACCCAGAUUGUCAAGAACUAUGUCAAGGGCGUCUUUACUUACGGGACGAGAUGUGGGUCAUUUAGUGGACAAGAUAUCUAGAUAUUUUUUUCCCGUGGCUUUUGUUGUGUUUAAUCUGUGCUAUUGGCUAUAUUAUGUUGAAUAUUAGGAGAUGUAAAGCAUCGAUAUCAAAUCUAUACAUCGAAUCCAUUAAUCGCU
Molecule: messenger RNA, 794 nt
Organism: Patella vulgata (common limpet)
Lineage: Eukaryota; Metazoa; Mollusca; Gastropoda; Patellidae
Product: glycine receptor subunit alpha-2
Exons: 3
Coding region: 13-744 (243 amino acids)
Biological process (GO): regulation of membrane potential; chemical synaptic transmission; signal transduction
Cellular component (GO): neuron projection; synapse; membrane
Molecular function (GO): neurotransmitter receptor activity; transmembrane signaling receptor activity; chloride channel activity
Source: RefSeq, a predicted model, not a curated record